AUUUCGACCAGGGCUGGGUCUCGUUAAAAUUAUUUAAUUGUUAAAACUCACAAAAUAGUUAUAGACAAAUAAUACUGUGACAUUAUUAAUUAUUUUUAAUUUAAAAAAUUCGUUUCUUAUCAGCUUUUGGUUAAAAAAAUAUCUAACAUAAGAAAAGGAGGUUACACGAUUAUCGACCUUCAGAACAAUACAAUAAAAACAAUAAAUACUAGACUAUUUAUUAUAGUCGAGAAAGAUUUAAAUACAAGUGUUUUACUGUCGAAAAAAAGAGGCGAAUUCAAAUAACCUAGGCCUGUGGUUUUUUUCCUUCAUCUAAACGGAAUACCCAAGUGGAAAAUGAAACCCAAGUCGGUUUCGAAAAAGGACGGCCCUGGGAAGCACGGCAGGGAGGUCUACCCGAACGGGAAGCAGAAAGAAGGAAGGAGCCAGUCGUGCGAGAGCCAAGAAGCAUCACUCUUCAAUUUUCCGUACCUGAAGUCAGUCGACAAGUCUCGAGACCUCCAUUGCUUCACGAUGAUUUUAAACAGAAACAAGGAAGAUGCUGUCGGGAUGAAGGAUCUGGACCGGCUCCAGUCUGAAUUGGAGCAGAUGCUAUCUGCAGCUGCCCUCAGACUCAGGGUGCUUCACAACGAACUGAACAAUUUCAGUGCCACGGAAGGAAAUAGAAACGAAACUUCUGUUAUAAUUAACAAUAAUAAAAAAAGAAAGUUAAAUGACGGGCAAGUAGGUAAGUCGAUGAAAGAAAUGGUGAAGGUUCGCGAGAAGGAAGCGACAACAAAAAUGGAGAGCUCUUCUAGUGAAAAUGAAAUUGACAACUCUUCAGACGUUCUUUGUGAAAAAAAGAAGGAGAAGAAGAAGAAGAUAAAUAACGAGCUAUCGAAUAAGUUCUGGGCUUCGGUCGAACCUUACGUAGGAGAUAUCACUGAAGAAAAUAUCGAAGACCUUGAAGAAUUAAUACAGAGUUGUGAUAAUGACAUGAUGAUUAAGAUACCACCAUUAGGCCUUCAUUAUACAUCAAGAUGGGCUGAUGAAGAUCUAAGCGAAGAGAAACAAUCAUCAGCUAUACGACAAACCAAAAAUAGUCCAAGUUCUGAAUCGGAUUCAAUCAGUCUAAUAAAACGAGCGUCAUCUUUAUGUUCUGAUAGAACUCCUGGGCCUUUUGUACAAAGACUCGUAUCCGCACUGAUGGAUGAGCCCUCACACAAUUCCUUCAACAGUAAAUUAGGAGAUGAAAAUGAUUCUACACUUUUCCUAGGAAAGUUACCACUCUAUCACACGUCAUCUUGUUUUGAAAGGAGGAUAAGAAGAGAACUCGAAGUCGUCGGACUUCUCGAUAACAAUGAUAAUAGUGAGGACACCGAUGAAAUUUUAACUGAGAUUAGGAAAUGUCAUGAAGAACUCAAGACAGUCGCCAUUCAAAAUAAAGAGCACCUCACAAGGCUGGUUGAGGAGGCCAAACAGGAAAUGAAAAAGCAAGAGAUCAAGAAGAAAAUAAAAGCCCUCGACACUCAGUUGAUUGAAAUUUAUCGAAAGAUAACAGCGGCCAAGCUCAAAAACAAGAAAACACUCCAGGAUAAGGAACGCGAACAGGCCUGGAAGACACUUAAAUCACGAGAAAUGUUACUCAAAGCUCUAGAAGAAGUCUAGACUUUACUUUUAUCAAAUCCAAAAUAUUUAAUUUUUAUGUAUAAAUACUAUAUGUACACACUGUAACCAAAACGGCAUUACAUAAAAUGUCCUAAUUUUAUAUUUAAAAACUAAGAAGGAUGUCGGAUUUAUUUUUAUCCAAUUUUUUUAUUUAUGUUGAAAUAAACAAGGAAGUUUAAUCACAUUUAAUCUGGUGCAUUUUU
Messenger RNA from Cimex lectularius (bed bug), 1850 nucleotides. It is a transcript of the gene Ada3, whose product is annotated as transcriptional adapter 3. The record is from RefSeq and is a predicted model, not a curated record. The transcript has 10 exons. Gene Ontology annotation, cellular component: SAGA complex. Gene Ontology annotation, biological process: regulation of transcription by RNA polymerase II. Gene Ontology annotation, molecular function: transcription coactivator activity. NCBI's taxonomy places the organism in Eukaryota, Metazoa, Arthropoda, Insecta, Hemiptera, Cimicidae. Bases 337 to 1647 code for a protein of 436 amino acids.